ACACAUAAACCAAAGCAUUUACAUCAAAAACAUUUCAUACUGUUCUCUCUCUCUCUCUCAAAGAAUGGCUUCGAUCGUUUUCUUGAUUCUAGCCAUUGUGUUGUGGUCCAGAACUUCAGAAGCCACAUCUCGUGGGGGACUCUUUGAGGCUUCUGCUAUAGACAAACAUGAGCAAUGGAUGGCUCGGUUCCAUCGCGUUUACUCCGACGAUUCUGAGAAAACGCGUAGGUUCGAGAUCUUUAAGAAGAACUUGGAGUUUGUCGAGAGCUUCAACAUGAAACCGAACAUAACGUACAAGUUGGGUGUCAACGAGUUCUCUGAUCUCACCGACGAGGAAUUUCGGACGAGGUACAUGGGGCUAGUGGCUCCCGAGGACUUGACCGGAAUCUCAACGUCGGCGUCGUUUAGAUAUGAGAGUGUCAGCGAAACCGGUGAGAGCAUGGAUUGGAGACAGGAGGGUGCCGUUACAUCCGUAAAGAACCAAGGCCGAUGUGUCCCUCAAAACGACGAGGAAGCAUUGCUAAAAGCAGCGUCUCAACAGCCUAUUUCCGUGGCGAUAGAUGGCUCAGGGCUUGCGUUUAUGCACUACAAGGGCGGGAUAUUUGGCGGAGAGAACUGUUCAACGAAACAGAAUCAUGCGGUUACCAUUGUUGGCUACGGGACGAGCGAAGAAGGAGUUAAGUAUUGGUUGUUGAAGAACUCAUGGGGGGAAUCUUGGGGAGAAAAUGGUUUCAUGAGAAUCAUGAGAGACGUGGAGGCACCCGAAGGAAUGUGUGGUUUGGCCCAAGUUGCUUUCUAUCCACUUGCU
This is a messenger RNA of Thlaspi arvense, 808 nucleotides long. Lineage: Eukaryota; Viridiplantae; Streptophyta; Magnoliopsida; Brassicales; Brassicaceae. The record is from the annotation of a GenBank genome assembly.